AUGCCUACGCACACACGAGAUGGGUCCCGCGACAGGGAACUGGUCGUCAGAAAUCAAUCGGUGCCCAUCCCUGUUACAAGAGGAAAUGUCUCCCCAGGCAUUCAAGCCGUGGCGGCGAAUUUCCAAGAAAAGAUGCGCGAAAACGCACCGAGCCCGUAUACAACCAACCCCAUGCCGCCGAAGUCCCCAGAGAAGUCCCUCAUCAAGGGCCAAUUCCACAGGCGCAUGCAAUCGCUACAGAAUACAGAUGCUCGCAAUGAAUUCUUAAACUAUCUCGAGAGUCGGUCACCAGAACGGCCUCUCCGCGCGUCGACUUUUGAUCAGAGCCCUAAGCAGCAUGAAUUAACGCCGGUGAAAGCUCCUGGCUCCGCAGACUCGCGAGAUAAAGACAACGAGCAAGAGCUCCCUAACCUGCAGAUUUCGAACCGAUACCUUUCGAGGCCAAUCCUGGGCGAAAGCACACCUCCGUCGGCGACAAUGUUAGCUUUGCAGAAUAUGCAGCUGCCUACUGAGAGCGUCGAGCCAUUGAAACCAAAGAGUAACGAUGCAGACCCAUUCAUUGGGCCCAGGCGCGCCGACAACCACAGCUUCGAAUCAUUAUCUACCCAGAUACUCAGCCUCACAGAUAUUGCGAGUAACCUUCAGCGCGAAAUGGCUCAACUAAGCCGACGAAGUAAAGACAAUGCCACGGACCUGGUCAGCCUCAAAGCUGCAACUAAUGCUCGAGACGAGGAUAUUCGCAGGAGCCUCCGUGAUUUAUCCUCCAGCCUAGCCGCAAAGUUCCUUGAUCCUGAUGCUGCCACAAGUUCUCCGAGCUCGAAGAAGAGCUAUUCGGCACCACGAAUGUCAAGCCCUAAUCCAUUUGCCGCAGCAAUGGAGCGCGAACUGUGUGGAUCUCCUACGCCUAUUUCUGAUGGUUCCGCCAGCAUCGCAUUACUAGAGAAGGUCCUUCGGGAGAUGGGGACCAAAGAAGGCCAAGACAAGCUUAUAGAAAUGGUUGAAGAAAUAAAAGCCAGGCCUGUCUCCGAAACCCACGAAGUAUCGAAUGACGAGACGAUCACGAGGAUGCUCGAAGAAAUUCUCGAGCAUGUGAAGGAUGACUCGGGGAACAAGGCUUUGGUUCGCUCUCAGGCUUGGGUCGGCGCCGACAGCGUCCCUCCGCAGGGAGAGCCCGACGGUUCUGGAACAAGGUCGCUGGACGACGAACAAGCAUACUCGCCAGAUAUGGAAACCCACAACAUCCGACCCGCCGAACGCUCUUUGGUGCCCGCCGAUCCCGAAAUGGCAGACGAGAUGCUAGCAAUCAUGAAAAGAGUGAAGACUAGUGUCAUUGAAGGAGGUGGCAUGACGAACGAGGUCAAAGCCCUUGUGCGAGAACUACGAGGAGAGGUCCUAGGAAUGGGAAGGAACCUGGCUCGACAAAUCGAAGGCGUUGGAUCUUCCCGCGCUAUAGAAGACAGGCCGGACCGACCUACCCAUGAAGAGCUGGCUGGUAUCGUUGAAAACAACCUGCAGGAGCUCAGAGACCAACUCGCCUCGAUCAUGGAUGAGAGUAGACACCAUUCAUCGUCCAUCUCGGAAUUCAGAGCUGCCAUGGAUGGUAACGAACUGUACUCUAUCGUCAAGAGGGCUCUGGAUGAGCUUGACCUGUCUCAGUUCCGUGCCGAGCCCCACGGUGUCAAUAUGGAAAAGGAAGAGAUUCUGGAGACCGUUCGGGAAGCUUGGGAGACAUACAAGCCUGAGAUUGAGUUGCAGAAUUUCGGGCUGGAACGAGACGAGAUUCUGGAGUGCCUGUCAGAAGGGCUUAGAGACUAUAAGCCGCAGCACGAGGACGCCGUUACUUAUGACCAAGUCUUGGCGGCUGUCCAGGCUGGAAUGCAGAGUUUCGCGCAACCACCCAGCAUUACGAAAGAAGAGAUCGUACAAACAAUUCACGAAUGCCUUGCCAAUUUCGAACCCCCUGUACCUCGGGGCGUGGAGCGCGAACACCUUGAUGGCAUGCGCGAUGAGAUCCUAGAAGCCGUCACCCACUCAGUUACGUCCCAAAGUGCUCUUACAAGAGAGACGCUGGACUCUGGUCUUGGCCGUGAUGAGAUCUUGAGCGCUCUUUCGGAAGGGCUUGAAGCUCAUUUCGGUGCGACCAAGGCCAUCGAACAUCCUCACAUCACCAAGGACGAUGUUGCUAAUGUAAUAAAUGAAGCAUUCAUUGCACAGCAAUCGGUGGUCAGCACCAAUGUUCAACCCACUGUUUCCCGUGACGAGAUUCUCCACGCCAUCGCAGAAGGCAUGGAAAGCCAGAACUCCAUCACGAGAGAGAUCGAACUUAACAGGGAUGAUCUUAUGGAGGCUAUCGCAGCUGGUUUGCAGGAGGCCAAUGAGGCAAACCAGAGCGUCGGGGAACAGAUGCUGGAACGUGUUCAGGAGCAGCUGGAUGGCAUAAAGGGGGAAAUGGGCCAACAUUUCUCUGCCAGUGAAGAGACCUCCGAGCACCUGCUUAAUGCUAUCAAAGAUGGCAUUGCUGUCGUGCGACAGGAAGUGGAAGGCUACGCCUCAAUUGCAGCUGAAGCUUCCGGGAAGCAUGAGAUCAUGGACACUGUCAAGGAAGGGUUCCGCCUGUUGCAGGCUGACAUGGAGAAGACGAUCACUGAGACCGCCGCGUCUAAUGCGCCUCGCGGUAAUCCGGAUACACCGGAACUUCUUGAUGCCAUGGAGAAGGAAUUCGAGCAUCUGCGACAGACAAUGAGCUCCUUGUUGAUUCGCAACAACGCACCGAAUGAAAAGGACGAGAUCCUGGACGCCAUUCGCGACAUCUCCGAGCAGCAAAAGACUUCCAAGAGCGAUGAUGUUCUUGCAGCUAUCCGCGAGCUGUCGGAGAAGCAGGCGGGUACGCCUGCGGAGGAUAUCCUUGCAGCUCUUCGUGAACAGUUGGACGAGCACAAGACUGCGAGCAGUGAUGCAAUCAUUGCCGCAGUUGAAGCAGCGUUCGAACAGAAACCCAGCGCUCCAAGCGACGAGAUCCUUUCUGCCCUUCGUGAAAUCUCCGAGAAGCAGGACAACACGAACAGCGAGGAAAUUCUUGCUGCCAUCCGUGAAAUCUCCGAGAAGCAGAACAACUCGAACAGUGAGGAGAUUAUUGCUGCCAUCCGUGAAAUUUCGGAAAAGCAGAACGAUACGAACAGCGAGGAGAUUCUUGCGGCAAUUCGUGAACUGUCGGAACAACACAAGGCGGCCAACAAUGACGAUAUGCUUGCUGCCGUGCGCGAUAUAUCCGAGCAACACAAGGGAAUAGAUAGUGAAGCAAUUCUUGGAGCAAUCCGUGAAUUCUCAGAGCAACACAAGUCUACAAGUGUCGACGACAUAACGAAUAUCAUCAAACAAGAGUUCGAGGAACUCCGUCACUCAAUGAACAUGACUCUGGUCCGUGCGGAACCUACGGAGCCCAAGACGGACAAGGAUGACAUUAUUGCUGCGCUGCACGAAAGAUUUGACACCUUCAAGGACGAGCAAACCCAGCCCAGAGAGGUUAGCGAAAGCGACGCCUUCACUAAUGGUGAAGUGAUUGAAGCCUUGAACGACGGCGUUGGCACCAUUCGGGAAGACAUCGCAAAGCUCAUGGAGAAGAAUGUUGAGUUCGACUAUUCUGAGCUCCUGGAUGAGCUGAAAUCAGGGCUUGGCAGUCUGAAGGCAGAUGUUGAAAUGCUGAGGCAAGCUCAGAAAGAGAGUGAAGAAGUCGAGACGACUCGUGGAGGUGAACUGAUGCUUGCAAGCAACACUCCACCCUCUGAUUCCACCAGCAGCAACGAUAUUGAAGGUCUCAAGGCCCUUAUCACUCAACUUCAAGUCAAAGUCGAGGCAAUUGAGUCUGCUCCGCGCGCUGCAGAGGCUCCGGAAGACAUGCUGAAGAAGGAGCACCUUGAUGAAGUCCUCCUUGGACUACACGAACUUCAGAGCUCAGUAACAGGCAUCGUUGCCCGUGAUCAGCCUGCAGAUGAGGCAACAGCCAAGAAGGAGGACACAGACGCCAUUGAAACCCUGCUGCGCAACACGAAGGCACAGCUUGAUGAGAUGACAUUCCCUGCCCCUGACGAGAUCGCAAGAGCAGAGCAACUUUCAAACCUUGAAGGUAUCGUCAAGGAAACUAAAGAAGCCAUGUCUGAACUUCGUACUCGAUUCGAAUCGGACGGCCCGACGAAGUCAGAAAUUGGUACUUUGGAGACCCUGAUGAAAGACAUGUGGAUCGCUCUCGAUGAACUGAAGGGCAAGGGAACAGAGGAGGAAAAUGAUGCCGAGAAGUUGGUCAAGGCAGAUCUGCAGACCGUGGAAGCGAUGAUCUUCGAAGUAAAGACGCAGGUCGAAGAACUCAAGCUUCCCGACAUCGAGACAUUGCCGACCAAGACCGACAUCCAAGAUCUUACGGCACUUGUUACUGAGUUCCGCGAGAAGGUCGAUGCCGACAACGAGAUGACCGGUCAAGCCUUCGAUGCUCGGAAGGUUGAGCACGCCGGGCUUGCCGAGAAGAUCGAGGAGGCUCGGUCUGUCGUGGAGGGGCUCGGAGACGAAUUGAAGAGCAAGCUGGAUGGUAGCAACGAGGGGCUCAGCGAGCUCAAGCAGCUACUUGAAGGCUUGGCAGCGUCUGCCGAAAGCUUCACGACGGUGGAGAAUGUCAACGAACUUACGGAACUGAUCAACCGCGAAUUCGAGCGUGCCCGGGGCGAACAGGAUGCGACGAAACUAGAGAAGGAAGAGCGGGAUGCUGCUGCGAUGGUCAAGCAUGACGAGACUCGAGCCGCUAUUAUCGUUGAACUGGGCUCGAAGAUUGACGAAAAGCUCGGUGAAAUCGUGGCCAAGUACGACGAGGUCCAGUCAUCUAUCCAAAGUGCUAUGGACUCCAAGUUCUCUGAGAGCGCGGAACGUGACAAUGCGCAUCUUGAGGCUGUUACCAAUACCAAGGCUCUGGCCGAAGACAUCAGGCUCGUCAUUGGAUCCAUGGGCAACAGCGUUAAUGAGGCCUGUGAGCGUAUGUGCACGGAUGCGCAAACCUUCUUCGAAAAGGUUGAUGUGUCCUACAACAAGAUGGAAGAGAUGCACAACGAGGUCAAGACCCAACAGGAGCAGGCUCGCUCGGAUCUCGAGCGUGCAGCAGCUGCAACUGAUCGUGUCGAAAGCCAACUGCACGAGUUCCAUCCUCAGGUGCUAGAGUCUAUUCAGGAGAUUCUUUCCAUCGUCGGACAGCACUACGAUCACUCCCAGAAAUCGGCGCAGGAUCUCAAGAUGGAUCUUUCUACAAUUCCCUCUGCCAUUACUCCGUUACUUCCUGCAUUGCCGCCGCCCGAGCCCGAGAAAUACGAUGAUACUCCGGUUCAGGAAAAGCUCAAUGACCUCCUCGAACGUGCUAAAAGCAGCCAAGUCCAAGAGACACUGAAUACUCUUGUCGAGCGCGUUACGAAUGAUCAAGUACAUCAAAAGCUGGACGAACUUCUGACCCACACUACGAGUACUAAUGGUCAGGUCUACGAGAAAUUGAGCGAACUUCUGGACCAUGCAACUAACUCUACCGGACCGGUCCACGAUAAGCUUGAUGUCCUCAUCGACCAUGCGACCAAUAAUGAUCAGUCAGUUACGCAGAUGAUGAAGUUGGACGAGAUGCACAAGGAUAUCAUGGAUACGUCCCGCCGGAUGAAUGAAAUGUUUGCCGCCCAGACCGCCAUGGUGGCUGAAGACAACGAGCGGAGACGUAAGGAGGCCGAGGAAGCAGCGAUUGCACUGGAGAGGCGCAACGCCCAGCGCGAGCAGGUUGAGGCAGAGAUCUUGACCCUAAAGGAGGAGAAGGAUUCUCUGCUGCACAUCAUCCAGAGCUUGAAGUCCGAGAAGGAUGACCUUGCCAAGCAGACCACCAAGCUCAGCAAGGAAGUCGCUGGCUUGGAAAUGGCACUCGAGCUCCGGCAUGAAGAAAUGCAAGUAAUGGAAGAUCGUGCAGACCAUCUCGAGAAGCGGAUCCUGGAAGGCGUUCUCGACCACGCUCGCAGUGUUCUCUUGAGCCGCCCGAACGGCAUGAAGAAGGCGCGCGGAUCUCGCGCCCGCGGGCCCAGUGUUGCCAGCAAUGCCAGCACGGCGAAAGAUGCCCGUAGCAUCCUCGGCAGUAGCGUUGGGCUAGCGCUGAGAAAGCGAGCACAGAAUGGGUCACAGGCGGGAUCUGUCGCACCAUCGACCACCAGCAAGGAACGGCGUAUCUUCAGUUUGAGCAACGUUACAGGCAAUCGCGGUGCAGGAGAUCGGCAGGUGAGUGGCGCCAGUGGGUUUGCCAGUCUAAAGCGGAGCCAUUCAGUCAGAUCCAACGUCUCCCAGCGCAAGGCAUCUUGGGGAGGCCGAAGCUCCAUCGCCAAUAAAGAAAACGAGGUCUUUCCGGAAGAAGAUGGGGAAGAGAGUGACGCAGGCACGGAACGACGAACCAGCUACACAGGAACAUAUGCGGACAGCAUGAUCUAUGGUACCAGUAGCCAUGUCUCCGCCGAUCGGCGGGUAAGUGCCGCUAGCUCCACAGGGCUGCGUUCGGUCGCGGACGAACCGGAGGACUCCGAAGGGGAGGAGGACGCUCAGACGCCCAAGGCAGAUGAGCCGGAGGAUUUGGAGCUGGAUGAGGAGGCCUCGAAGAUGGUGGUCUACGGACAGCACAGCGAUAGUGGUAUUGGACCCGAGGUCACGAGUGCGGCGGCAUGAAGCUCUAAGAGCACGAGGACUCCUCUCGGCUCUGCUGCAUGACCCUGGUAAUGAAGGGAUGAGGGCAAGCAGCAUGUUAUGGAAGCCCUUCUGAAGCGAAUCAUCCGAGCAUUUGGCUGAGCUGAGUGCUGUAUAGAUAGGGGGAUGCUUGGUUUCAGACAUGAAUCCGAUAAGGGUUGGAUACGGGGUACUUUCCUUUGUACUUUCCUAUGUUUCUUACGACUGUUUAUGCAUGAUGUACCUAUGUUUUUUUUUAUUCAGCGAGGGAAGUUAAUAAUGAACUUGAUAUGCUGAUAUGAGGGAAAGCCCACCUAAGAAUAUUUCUUCUGUAGAU
Messenger RNA from Aspergillus welwitschiae, 7051 nucleotides. RefSeq lists its product as uncharacterized. The record is from RefSeq and is a predicted model, not a curated record. Bases 1 to 6717 code for a protein of 2238 amino acids. Lineage: Eukaryota; Fungi; Ascomycota; Eurotiomycetes; Eurotiales; Aspergillaceae. The transcript has 3 exons.